This is a messenger RNA of Dermacentor silvarum, 5709 nucleotides long. RefSeq names its product cationic amino acid transporter 3. The record is from RefSeq and is a predicted model, not a curated record. Gene Ontology annotation, molecular function: amino acid transmembrane transporter activity. Lineage: Eukaryota; Metazoa; Arthropoda; Arachnida; Ixodida; Ixodidae. The transcript has 17 exons. Gene Ontology annotation, cellular component: plasma membrane. Gene Ontology annotation, biological process: transmembrane transport; amino acid transport. Bases 187 to 2232 code for a protein of 681 amino acids.
CUUCUUCCGUGGUGCGCCGUUUGAAGAGCCGUCGAGCCCUCUGAGGCGAUGGUGUGGAAACUUUCUUGCCGAUAGCCACGCAGUACAGCAGCGGCACGAACCUGGAAAAGAGCGCGUGAGCCGAAAGGUGCCCGAGUGAACUCGCUUUAUUUUUAUUUUAUUGCCUGCACCGUUGGAGUGACUAUAAUGCAGGCUCGGGGACAAAACGCCGCGGUCCAUCGAGACACCGGUGCACGCGACGCAGCAAUGACCACCCCCGAAAACAGCAAAGUUCCAAAGGAAGGCAGCUGGUCAUCGGAAAUGGCUGAUAGUGGGAAAUCUUUCGUGUCUGCCCUGAUUCGGAGAAAAAGGUUCGGGGCCAAUGUCGCCGAGGCUUCGCAGCUCAAUCGGUGUCUCUCCACAUUUGACCUGACCCUGCUUGGGGUCGGGGGCACUCUAGGCCUGGGCAUCUACGUUCUGGCCGGACAAGUGGCCAGCACCAAGGCUGGACCCGCCGUCGUCCUCUCGUUCCUUAUUGCCGCCGUCGCCUCCGUAUUCUCAGGCCUAUGUUAUGCGGAGUUUGGAUCACGCGUCCCUCGGGCGGGGUCAGCAUACGUGUACAGUUACGUUACGGUGGGGGAGUUCAUGGCAUUCGUCAUUGGAUGGAAUCUCAUCCUUGAGUACAUAAUUGGUACGGCAUCAGUGGCAAGAGGUUACAGCGGAUACCUAGAUAGCCUGCUGAACCACACCAUUGAGACGCACAUGAGGCAGUGGAUGCCCAUCAGCAUCAGCUGGCUCUCGUCCUACCCGGACCUGUUUGCUCUUGGCAUCACCCUCCUCCUGGCCAUAAUGCUGGCCAUUGGAGUGAAGGAGUCGACACGCUUCAACAAUGUCUUCACAGGGCUCAAUUUGCUGGUGGUGCUUUACGUGGUCAUUGCUGGCUCUUUUGCGGCCAACAUUGCCAAUUGGCAGAUCAAGCCAAGUGACGUUCCCAGCGGUCAUGGCAAGGGAGGCUUCUUUCCGUACGGUGUGGGUGGUGUGCUCAAUGGGGCUGCCUCCUGUUUCUAUGGCUUUGUGGGUUUUGACGUAAUUGCUACGAUGGGCGAGGAGGUCCGGAAUCCCCGACGGGCCAUCCCCAUUGGCAUAGUCCUCUCGCUUGGCAUUGUGUUCCUGGCGUACUUUGGCGUCUCCAUCAUCGAGACGCUCCUCUGGCCAUAUUAUGCGCAGAACGUGUCCGCACCACUGCCCUUUGUCUUCCAGCAGGUUGGCUGGCCAGUGGCCAAGUGGAUCAUCUCCAUUGGCGCUCUGGCUGGGCUGUCCACAAGUCUUUUGGGCGGCAUGUUCCCUCUACCACGUGUCCUCUACGCCAUGGGCUCAGAUGGACUCAUCUUCCGCUUCCUGGCCAUCGUGCACCCGCGCCUCAAGACGCCCCUGAUCGCCACCGCCGUGUCAGGCAUAUUUGCCGGUGUGAUGGCGAUGAUGUUUAACGUGGAAGAGCUCGCCAACAUGAUGUCCAUUGGAACGCUGCUGGCCUACAGCCUGGUGGCAGUCUCUGUGCUCAUGUUGAGAUAUGAACCUCUGAGCCCCAAAUCCAUCGCAUCUCCUGAACCAUCCCUUUCAGUGUCCAUCUCCAAUAGGAGACGAAUGUAUGACGUCACACGUCCAUCUGAUGGCGAUGCUGAUGCGCCAGACUCUAGGAAGCAGGCAGAUGACCAGAAGGCGCGGAGCAUCAUAACUACACUUUUUAACCUGGAUCGCCUCCCCAGCCCUACGCAGACUACAUCCCUCCUUGUCAAGAUUCUCACCCUGGUCCUUGGGGCCCUGUUCAUGGCGCUGACAGCGCUGCUGGUGUUUGCCGAAGACAAGGUGCUGACCCUCGCCACCUCUGCCCUGGUGCCUCUCGUACUCAUGUCACUGGUCUCCAUUUUUUGCAUCGCCUGCAUCAUAAGGCAACCCAGUGCCAGCACCGAGAGCCUUGCAUUUGCGGUUCCCCUGGUGCCAUUAAUUCCAUUGUUCAACAUGUUCGUCAACCUGUACCUUAUGAUGCGUCUUCCCCUAGCCACCUGGGCUAGAUUUGGUAUCUGGAUGGCCGUGGGGAUGGUGAUCUACUUCGGCUACGGCAUCUGGAACAGUUCGCAGAGGAAAGCAUCGCCCCCAAUCCUGGACGAUGCUGCCGGCUCAGUAGAGUCGUCCAGUUCAGAUCACCACAGUGAAGACGAGGCUGCAAGUCCAUCAGCCAAGACUAGACACUGACCAAAGCUUUUUGUUGCUGGCCCAACAGGACUUUCUGUUCCUACCCUUUUUUUAUUGCCCUGAAAACAAGGUCACGUCAGCUUGGACAAUGACUCUUCUGCACUCUUUAUCAGCCGACGUGCAAUGCCAAGAUGGCACUGUGAUAAGGCAGGCUGUGCCUGUGAUAACGAAUGUAACAGUAUGUGUUUGUCUAUUAACUUUCCUUUUGUACAUUGCAUAUCUUCGUACUUUUUGUGUGACUGCAAGAAGUGCAGAGUACUUGGACUGCGAUUCACAUUUUUGUAAAAUGAUGCCGCUGUUUGCUAUUGGCAACGAAAUCUUCCUUUGGAAUGUCUGAUUACAGUGCCACUGUGCAGUUAAGUGAUUGAUGAAGGAAUAUUUAUUAGCGCAUUUUUGAGGCUAUAUUGCCUAUUUUUUCGUUCUUGUAUGCUAUGAUUUGCCAACAUUGGCACUUGUGGCAUCCUAAAACUCUUGGGUCGUGCCGUGUGGGGGCAGUGUCUGAUGCAAUAGUGUACUAAUUACUCCCAAAGCUUGUGAGGCUUUUAAAGCAUACAUAAUGUACCUUACUCUAUAGAAUAUCUUGCACCCUGUCGGGGUUUGCUUGUUUACUGAAUAUUUGUCUGUUGCCACAUCAGUCACACAUGAAAAAGUUUCCCACUGUUCAAGAUUAUGUGGCCCAGUGUCCACUGCCUUCCCAUUUGCGAUGAGACUUGGAUUCUGUUAAGCAUAUUGUCUAGUCUUAACUACGCAGAUUUUAGGGCUUUAGGGCAUUCAUGCCUCUAUAAUUGCUCUUGACUUGACAGUGCUACGUGGCUACUUGCAAACAUUAUUGUUUUUUUAAUUUGGUUCAUGUGCAUUGACCACAGCUUUAGAAAUUGCUGGGGAACUUCUUGCACUUCCUCAAUGUAACUUUUGCUACAGGUAAAGCUUCAUAAUUCCAUACUAUUUGCAUUAAUGCGGUCAUACUUGUACACUGAUUGCUUUUGACCAGCAUCACGUACCAUGUUUACUAGCAUGAUAUAUGCACUUUACUUUCCAAGGAAUUAGUGCAAAUGUAGGCGCAUUGUUUAUAUGGGGUAAAAUUCCCAACAAGCUUUUCCAUGGGUUGAAAAUAAGAAGCAAUUAAACUAGUCCAUUUGAUGCACUUUUAAUGCACAGACAUACCAUCUUUAUCAAUAAAAGGAUUAUUAACAUUUAUCAAGUAUAUAGCGCACUGAGAGUGGAUGAAAGGAGAGCGCGAUUAGCCAAAGUAUCUCACAACGACAUUUUCAUACCUAGUACCACUGCAAGUUAUUAUAAGCCACAAGUGGUGAUCACAGAACCCUGCUGCAUUGUGUGCACAGAGAUUUAUGAUUAAGCUAUGUAGCAUAAAAGUUAUGGGACCAGCCUCGUGUGUAUUAAUUCGAUGUGUGAUUGCCAAGUCGAAUGUCAAGUCGAAAUGAUUUUGAGGCGCCCGCUGCUGCAUUUACAUAAACCCAGUUUAGGGACUUGGACUGCAGUACCGGUGAACAGAUUAGACUCCGUGAGCACAAAUCAUUUUCCGUUCUACACUCCCCACUUUAGGUUUCGAACCGAUGCGACUCUGUGACUUGACAUGUUAAUUUACGUGUGCUUCGCUGAAUAGCUAGGUUGCCUGUUAAUUUACACAUACAUUGCUGAGUAGCUAAAUCAAGCGACACAACACAAUGCCAUUAUGAAAACAGGUUUGAUUGACGACACUUCGCAUCAAGCACAGCCAUCAUCAUUGCGCCAAGCUUCACAGUGUUACCAGUGUGUAAGCAAAAGCGAGAGAGAUGUGUAUAUAAAAAAACAAAUAUUUUCUACGAUCAGUUUGUGGAGUGCAAAUAUCACGCAUGUAAAUAUGGCUUAUGGUACACGUAGUGUCAUCAUUCAGUAAAACUGGCUCAAGUUCCGUUUUUAUCAAUUGCAUACGUGAGAUCAUUAAGUAGGUAGAACUUGGUUUUAGGCAGGUUGCUGUAGCAGAAGAGCCUUGCUGUGUGCUGUGAUGUGAUGUGAUUAAGGCAUACUUUUGUUAGAGCUUGUGCUUCCUCAUCAUUUCGCAUGGUACGCGCAUGCAUUCAUUGCACCAAGUGACCACGUGAUGUGUGCCCAGUUGACAUCCAUAGCAUUGUUUCCAGUCGCACAAUUUCUGAAGGGUUGCUGAGAAUUGAGGCUCACUACGUACGGGGCAACAUCCAGGGUCAGGCAUGUGCAAUGAAUACUGUGUAAAUGGCAGCGCCUUGUACUAAGGGCUGAAGCUACGUGCAUUGCUGUCUUUCUUCCAGAUUUUUACGUUUUAUACUUUUUUCCAGUGUUUGUUUGUGGCAGAAAAGUUCUGUGGGCUCGCUUUUGUGUGUCGAAGUAAAUGCAGCAAGCAUGACUUCUACUAAAUUGAGGUGCUGCAGGGUUGAGAGGCAAAUUUGCCAAUGUGAGCAAUAGAGAGCCAAGCCAUGUGACCUUAGCUGGCAUGUGUGAUGUCAUGGCUUGACUGCGGUGCAUGAGUAGCCUGUUGCUUUCCCAUGUUGGUCUCACGUAUGCUGCAGAGCUUAUGUGUGCAAAAAAGCUCCAACUACAGAUGCAAAACUUUGCCGUUUAUGAAUUUUUAUUUCCCUGUGAAUUGGCGUAAAAAGAUACGCUUUUUCCCUAGCCAGUUUCUUUUUCCCACGUAUUUUACUUUACACCGCUUUAUCGGCACUUUUUCUGUGUGCACUAUAAACAGCUUCUUGCUGUUAUCUUGCGGUGCAUGAAGAUGUUCUCAUUACCAUGCUGACUUUAUUUUGGUGUUGACCACUGGCAGGAUGAAGUGCUGUUUUUUUAUUGCUCUGAGUUGAGCCCAUUUGAAAUGUUGUCUUUUAAUUCUAUGGUUCGAGAUGAACAACAAGAGUGUGCUGAAGUUACAAGCACUGAUUUCUUUCUUUUUUUUUGUAUGCUUUGAACCGAUGUAGAAACUGACCAAAGCCGCUGCACCAUGUGCAGCGAAUGUGCUACGCGAUUUUUAUAUGCGACUCCUUCCCCCAAUACAGCGUUACGUCGUGUGUAUGUGUGUUGGGGAAACGUGUAAAAUUUUACAUGUGCUUCCAUACUUUACGCAUGGAUUCUGCGUCGUAAUGCAGUGCAGCGUUUUAUGUUGCAUCUUAAGGGACCAUUCCUUGCAUGCGACUGCCACCAAACACUGUUGCGAUUUAGAUGUUUUUGGACGACAGUGUUUCAUUGUACAGUUGUAAUUAAAGUAUUGAUGGCCGAGUGCGCCAUCACUCGUGAGCCUUGCGCUCAAUGUUUUUGCUGUGUUUAGAGUAUUUAAGACAAGUUAGUGCAGUAUAUUCGGUGAUAGUUGGAGGCAUUGUACAUGCUGUGUGGCCAACAUGGAAUAGACAUUGUUUAAUGCAACUAAAAAUUUUGAGAGCAGAUAUUUUUUAUAGAACUGUGUAUUUCUUUUUUUAAUGCAAUAUCAUAUAUUAAACCUGCUCGUAGUCCCGG